AAGAAAUUUUAGACUCUACCUUGAGACUGAGAGGGAAGGGUCAAGGGCGUAGGAGAGAGAGAGAGAGAGAGUCUCACAAGGCAAAGAUGUCGAGUGGUAGUGUUGGAGUGGGUGCGAGGGUUUUCAAGGGUUGCAGGGCUCUUCUGGCGCCAGCUGCAAAAUCUUCUUCUUCUGCUACUACUCCGACGGCGUCCAAGCCCAAGCCCAAGCCUAAUCCCGCGGCCAAACCAAAGCCGAAGCCGAAGCCGAAGCCACAGUUCUCUUCCACUCCCAAGCGAGAACCCAUUCGACCCACCGGCAUCCUGAAGCCCGCUCACGUCUCUCCUGCUCUCGGAGCCUUCCUCGGCGUCUCCGAGACCUCGCGUGCUGAUGCCGUCAAGCAGAUCUGGGCUCACAUCAAGUUCCACAACCUCCAGAAUCCUGCUGAUAAGAGGGAGAUAAAUUGCGAUGAAAAGCUCAAGGCAAUAUUUGAUGGAAAAGACACAGUCAACUUCUUGGAAAUUGGCAAGUUGCUAUCUCGUCAUUUUAGAAAGACCACAUGAGGUCUGGAAAACUACUGAUUUGGAUAUCAACUUGAUGUGUUUUCACUUGGGCACCUUUAUGAAAAUUCAAGGUCUUAAGAUUUCUCUUUUGAAUCGUUUUGGAUAUUAUUAUGUUGAUAUUAACUUUGGCAAAGAGCAAAGUUCUCGGCUCAAUUGCUGGCUGACAAGUUUUUAGCUUGACAUGUUGUAAAAAGUAGAUAGGAAAAAGGUAGCUUGUGACUUUAUGAAGUUUGCUCUAAUUCAUUUGUGCUUAUGCUCAUCCUCUUAUCGGUUGGUCUUAUGAUGAGUAGCUUGGAUGAAAUGAAAGUCAUAUCUCUCAGUAUUAUCAGGA
Ziziphus jujuba (common jujube) is the source of this 873-nucleotide messenger RNA. Its product is annotated as upstream activation factor subunit spp27. Gene Ontology annotation, cellular component: nucleus. The record is from RefSeq and is a predicted model, not a curated record. The coding region runs from base 87 to 542 and encodes 151 amino acids. The transcript is spliced from 2 exons. Lineage: Eukaryota; Viridiplantae; Streptophyta; Magnoliopsida; Rosales; Rhamnaceae.